GCUGCUGUGACCCCCAACUCCCCCUUCUUUUGGGCACAGGACUUCAAAGAGCAGAUCAUCCACCACGUCGCCACCAUCAUCCUCAUCAGCUUCUCCUGGUUCGCCAACUACAUCCGUGCCGGGACGCUCAUCAUGGCCCUGCACGACUCCUCGGAUUACCUGCUGGAGUCUGCCAAAAUGUUCAACUACGCCGGGUGGAGAAACACCUGCAACAACAUCUUCAUCGUCUUCGCCGCCGUCUUCAUCAUCACCCGCCUGGUCAUCCUGCCCUUCUGGAUCAUGCACUGCACGGUGGUUUAUCCGCUCGAUCUCUACCCCGCCUUCUUCGGCUACUACUUCUUCAACUUCAUGAUGGUGGUGCUGCAGUCGCUGCACAUCUUCUGGGCCUACCUCAUCAUCCGCAUGGCCCAGAAGUUCAUAACUGGAAAGGUGGUGGAGGAUGAGAGGAGUGACCGUGAGGAGACGGACAACUCGGAGGAGGAGGAGGAGGCGGCGAAGAACGGGCCCCUGUCCAACGGCCACCCCGUCCUCAACAACAACCACCGCAAGACCGACUGAGCGCCCCCGACCCAGAGCUGCCACCUCCCGCCGGGACCCCGGAGCGCCCUCCUGGGCCCCGAUUCCCCCCCGGAGCAGAUUCCCCCCGGAGCGGGGCCGCGGCGCCGGGGCGGCCGUUUGUCCAGCUCACGCUCACCGUCGGUGCCCUUCCUGCCUCUCACCUGCUGCCUUAAUCCACUGUGGUCCCCGGGACAGGCGGGGAUCCCACCGGGAGGGCUCCCAUCCCACCGGGAUGGCUCCUUCCCUCCCACAGCCCCCUGGGAUCGAUCGGCUCUGCCCGAAGAGCUCGGCCCCGGCCCCUUGCUGGGCUGCAGCCUUGUGUUAUUCCCCCUUUCCCAACCAUUCCUUCACCGGGGAGGGGGAAAAGCCCUUUCCCUGCCCUGGACCGGGCUCACUCCCUGCUCCCCCGCACCGGGAGGGAGGAGCAGGGGAUUCCUGGGUGUUUUAGUGCCUAAAUGAUGGGAUGACACUUGGGGGAAGGAAGCUGCGGGGUCGAGUCACUCUUGGUGUCUCACGGAGUUUAAUCCCCUCAUUUCUCUUCUGUAAAUGGAUUUGGAGUCUCUCCCUCUCCGUGGCCUCUCCCAGUCCCUUCCCCAGCUGUAACAGGACAAACUUCCAAGUGAUUUUCCUUAUUUUUUUUU
Molecule: messenger RNA, 1199 nt
Organism: Corapipo altera (White-ruffed manakin)
Lineage: Eukaryota; Metazoa; Chordata; Aves; Passeriformes; Pipridae
Product: ceramide synthase 2-like
Exons: 4
Biological process (GO): ceramide biosynthetic process
Cellular component (GO): membrane
Molecular function (GO): sphingosine N-acyltransferase activity
Source: RefSeq, a predicted model, not a curated record